CACCACCUAUUGUUGACCUCCCACGACUUCUGCAUUUCCUGUUCUCGCCUGGACUGCCACCCAGGUCAUUCAUCCAACAAUAUUUAUACUCUCAUCCCGUCCCGACAACACGAGACAAAAGCACCACACAAGAUGCCACUACUCCCCACCUCGCACGCCUACCUGGAACAGUCUGCGCUGUUACUUCAGGCAUAUCCGGACACGACCCGCAUAACAACAAAAUACAACUUCCCCUCAACACGCCCCUCCAACUCCUCCCGGAAACAAAAAUCCAAGCCCGCCUCCACGUCCGCCCCCACCACCACCACAGAAACCACCCCGCAAGCACCACCCACCACACCCCUCGCCUACCUCACCCUCAAAACCUACAACCCCACCACCGGAAUCUGCCUCAAGUACCGCACCAACAAAGCCGCCGAAGUUGGCCGUCUGAUCACAAGUCUGGGCAAGCUGGCUGCCGGCGCCAGCGUCGCCGAGCUGGGCCUGUCGAAUCCCGUGCCUGCUGCGCCUGCCGCGGCUGAUGUGGAGAUGGCGGAUGCGCCUGAGGAUACCAGUGCGGGUGCGUCGACGCCUGUUGUUCCCGCUGCGCCUGCGAAGGGGGAUGCUGGUGGGAAGGGAGGGAAAGGGAAGAAGAAGGGUGGGAAGGGGAGGAGGUGAGAUGGAUGGAUGAAUGGACGGUGUGGUGUGGAUGUGCGUGCAUGGCUGUGUUGUUGGUGAGUACGUUUGCUGGGGUUCGUCUAGACUCAAGUCUAUAGGGGAUCUUGCUUCCCACGGACGGCGGGGGUAGGGCGGUUGCUUUACUUCCCGUCCUUCCUUUCUUAUAUACGUAUUAUCGGUCUGAAGUAGGGGGGGUGGGAAAUAUGGGCGAUUUAGGAUACGACAGGUGGAUGGAUCACAACUACGCAGUCAUGAAUAAU
Molecule: messenger RNA, 917 nt
Organism: Aspergillus campestris IBT 28561
Lineage: Eukaryota; Fungi; Ascomycota; Eurotiomycetes; Eurotiales; Aspergillaceae
Product: SRP9/SRP21 family protein
Exons: 2
Coding region: 133-657 (174 amino acids)
Biological process (GO): SRP-dependent cotranslational protein targeting to membrane
Cellular component (GO): signal recognition particle, endoplasmic reticulum targeting
Source: RefSeq, a predicted model, not a curated record